This is a messenger RNA of Cotesia congregata, 243 nucleotides long. Lineage: Eukaryota; Metazoa; Arthropoda; Insecta; Hymenoptera; Braconidae. The record is from the annotation of a GenBank genome assembly.
AUGCUCCAGCCAGUAAAUCAUUCAAACGUCGAUAUUGGGAAAUUGGACUUGCGGCGCCAUCUUUGGAGUUCAAAGCUAACGACUGACCCAGCAAAGAGGGGAGAGACGAGGAAUACAACAUGUGCUCAUGUUUUCUUUCUUCCACGUUUCGAUUUGCCGCGUGCGGACACGUUUUUCUAUUCUGAAGAAUUUGUUGAUUUUUAUUACAAAGAAUAUUUUGGAAUUCUUGCGUUUGAAAUCUGA